UUUCCGGUUAUUCGAACUUUAGACUGCAUUGGAGAGUUCACGUGUACACGUGCUGUAUUCUUUCUCCAUCUAAAUAAGUAAAAUAAUUUUAUUAAACAAGAACCAUGGCUACAAUAGACGAUUUCUUCAAUAAAUUGAAGAGAAAACAUCCCACUCUAAAAGACGAUUUACGUGGGAUAUUGAAAAGCACACAAAGUGACUCACCUCAACGUUCUAUUACUUUAUCACAAAUACGUGCUGCUUAUAGUCAACGACUUGGUCAGGAAUUUCCCGUCAAGGGUGGAACGCGGACUCAAAUGACUUUCAUGCUGACAAUCCCAUAUGUCUGUUGUUUUAGUACACAAAUUGGCACAUUGCGAUUUUUUAGCAUUGAGACCAACCAGGAAUAAUAUGAUACUCAACUGUACAACAAAACUAGUCUUAAUCGUGCAAUUCAAAUAGAAUUAAGAGUCAUUUUAAUGCGACACUUUGUAAUGAAAAUAAAUUUAUAUAAUUAAUA
This is a messenger RNA of Drosophila bipectinata, 499 nucleotides long. RefSeq lists its product as uncharacterized. The record is from RefSeq and is a predicted model, not a curated record. Lineage: Eukaryota; Metazoa; Arthropoda; Insecta; Diptera; Drosophilidae.